UUAAACGCAAGGUGCUAUUGUCAAAUGUGUGCAAACCAUGCCAGUACGGUUUUUCACAAGACCGACUCCACAUGUUCUAAGUGAAAGUGUUUGGUUUAUUAUUUCAUACAAUACAUUGCCGUUAUUGCGGUAUGGUGAAGGAAUUUGGUGGGCAAAGUAAGACAACACGAAAUGGAAUAACGUCAAAAAACAAUGGCACCGUAUCAAACAAUAAAACUAAAACACACUACCUCAAUUUCGGGGAAGAAGACCAAAUGGAAAUUUCUGGUUACACGUCCAACCACUUGAAGAAAUGUAUCACGUGGACGGUUUAUGUCCUCACUUUUGGAAUUUUGAGACUUAUUUUUCAUUGGUAUCCACAAUGGCAGCUGUACGCCAGCCAUUCCAAGUGUCCUUUAGGUCGAGCCGAGAAAGUACUAAUCACAGACAAAUACAAGAACAAGUUCAAGACGUAUUUCGUGAAAGACGUUGAAAUUUUGACAAGCAGUAACGAAUUACGCAAAACCGAAAGUAUUAUUAGCAUAAAUGGCCUUAUUUUUAAAAACGAAACAGAAGGACAUCUCCUCGAUGUGUACCUGGAUGAUGGUACCAGAAAACGAUUGACACAAGUACGAAUCGUACGGUGCAAAAAGUUGACCUACAUCUGGGACGAGGAAAAGUACAAAUUUAUCAAACUGUCAGGUUUGGAUAAAGGUAUAGCAUGUAGGGAAUUUCACGAGCAAAAAGGGUACAAAAAAGAGGAACAAAAUCGAAGACGUAUCACUUAUGGUACCAACGAAAUCAACGUACCUGUGCAAAGCAUUGUCACACUUUUGGUCCUUGAAGCUUUGACUCCUUUCUACAUUUUCCAACUUUUUAGUCUCAUAGUUUGGUUUGCCGAGGCCUACUAUUACUACACUAUUGCAAUCGUGAUAAUGUCGGUUUUUGGCAUUUCCACCUCGAUCAUACAAACCAGAAAGAGUCAGGAAAAUCUGAAAGGAACCGUGCACACCGCUGACAAGAUCAUGGUAAGUCGAAGUGAUGGUACUUUCGAUGAAAUACCAACAACCGAGCUGGUACCGGGUGACGUAAUCGUGAUACCAUCGCAUGGUUGCGACAUGCAAUGUGAUGCCGUUCUACUCAAUGGUAACUGCAUAGUAAAUGAAAGUAUGCUCACGGGAGAGUCGGUACCAGUCACUAAAACCGCACUUCCAAAUAACGAUAAGUUAUACAAUGUUAAGGAACACGGAAACCAUACACUUUUUUGCGGUACCAAAAUCAUACAGACGAGGUACUAUGGUACCGAACCGGUACUUGCAGUAGUUAUCAGGACCGGGUAUUUGACCACAAAGGGGCAACUAGUGAGGAGUAUAAUAUACCCACCACCGGCUGAUUUCAAGUUCGAUCAAGACAGCUAUAAAUUUAUCAUGAUAUUGUCGGUUAUAGCACUGUUGGGGUUUUUUUACACGAUUUUUUCAAAGUACUCCCGAGACAUUGCACCUCUGGAUAUCCUCAUCAAAGCGCUCGAUUUGGUCACAAUAGCCAUACCUCCCGCCCUGCCAGCUGCGAUGACAGUGGGCAAACUUUACGCUUUAAAUCGUUUGAAAAAGAAGCACAUUUAUUGCAUAAAUUCGAGAGUAAUUAACGUUUCCGGUUCCGUCGAUUGUGUUUGUUUUGAUAAGACAGGGACCUUGACUGAAGAUGGAUUAGAUAUGUGGGGGGUGGUUCCGGUUGAAGACAGUAGAAUUGAAAAACCAGUCAAGGAGAUUAAGACAAUGUCGAAAAAUUCGCUACUUUUCAGGGGGAUGCUGACUUGUCAUUCGCUGACGCUGAUCGAUGGGGAACUAUGUGGGGAUCCCCUAGAUAUUAAGAUGUUCGAGUCAACUGGCUGGACCCUGGAGGAGCCUACAAUCUCCGACACCUCCAAAUACGACCUCCUGGUGCCCACCAUCCUCAAAGACCCCUCCCCCGACACCCCCCACCACGAAAUCGGCCUCAUCCACCAAUUCCAAUUCUCCUCAACCCUCCAACGCAUGAGCGUGAUUUGUCGAACCCUAGGUUCCGACCACUUCGAAUCCUUCACCAAGGGAUCCCCCGAAAUGGUCAUCUCCCUAUCUCGUCCAGAAACCGUCCCCGAGGGAAUCCUCAACCGGUUAAAAACCUACACCGAGCAGGGCUACCGCGUCAUCGGAAUGGCCACCAAAAAACUAACCAACAUCCCCUUCCACAAAAUCCCCAAACUCCAACGGGAGGAAAUCGAAUGCGACCUCCAAUUCGUCGGUUUAAUAGUCCUAGAAAAUCGGCUAAAACCCCAAACUGGGAGCGUCAUCCAAAAGCUACGAAACGCCGGAAUGAAGAUAGUUAUGGUGACGGGGGAUAACAUCCAGACGGCUGUGAGCGUGGCACGUGACUGCGGGAUCAUCCAAUCGGGGUACAGCGUCAUUGACGUCAUCACGACCAAGCCGACUAAGACGGACAUGGCAACUGUCAAGUACCAGGAAACUGAUGCCACGCCUUCCGGCGACAAAAUGUCCGACAUCGAGAAAAUGGCCGAACGGAGGUACCAUUUUGUCGUGACCGGAAACACGUGGACCGACCUUAACCGGUACUUCCCCGAACUGAUCCCGAAAAUUGUGACAAAAGGCGUCGUUUUUGCCCGAAUGUCGGGACUACAGAAGCAACAACUGGUGGAAGAAUUACAAAAUUUGGGUUAUUACGUUGCCAUGUGUGGGGACGGUGCCAAUGAUUGUGGCGCCCUCAAGGCGGCAAACGUCGGAAUUUCACUUUCGGAGGCUGAAUCAAGCGUUGCGUCACCUUUUACGUCACAAGAACCCAACAUUUCCUGUACUGUUGAAGUGAUCAAAGAAGGCAGGGCCGCUCUGGUGACUUCGUUUGGGGUUUUUAAGCUCAUGCUUUGCUACAGUCUGACCGAGUUCGCGUCUGUUAUUAUCUUGUACGCCAUUGAUACCAACCUAACUUCGCUACAAUUCCUCUUCAUUGAUAUUUGCCUAAUUUUGAAUUUCGCCUCGUUUUUUGGUAAAACACGAGCUUAUGACGAGUUACACAGAGGGCCCCCGAUGACGUCACUCUUGAGUUUCGUCCCGUUGGCAUCAAUCAUACUUUUUAUGUUGGUCACAGUGGCCGUGCAAAUCUUCGCCUACUAUUACAUCCAGACUUAUGACUGGUUCGUUCCGUUUGUUUUCGACCCGAAUGACACAACAAUGUACAGGUGUUACGAAAAUUAUGCCGUUUAUUGCGUCUCCAUGUUUCAGUACAUCAUAAUGGCGGUCGUUUUUUCCAAAGGAAAACCGUACCGUAAAGCGAUCUAUACCAACUUUAUUUUCCUGUUUGCUAUUUUUUUAAUGAUUGGCGUUUGUUCCUACAUUACUUUGGACCCCGUUGCUUGGGUUAUUGAAGCUUUGGAGUUGCAAAUGCCGCCAUUUUAUGACGGACGGGUCGCCAUUUUGGUCAUGGCGCUUGUCAAUUUUCUCAUUUGUGUCGUCAUCGAAGACGUAUUCGUUGAUGUUCUUUUGUUUCGAUUUGUGAGGCCUAAAUUUCGCAUUUUGGAAAAGUCGAGGCAAAUUUAUUUGAAAAUCGAAAAGGAACUAAGGGAGGAUCCAACAUGGCCGACCAAAUGUCACAGUGUUAGUUACGGGGAGAUCAAGGAAGGCGGGAUUGUCAAUAACGGGUUUUGCAACCACACAGAGACGACCAAGUGUUGAUUUUAUUGUAUUUUAUCAUUUUUGAAUAAAUAUUUUACAAACUA
This is a messenger RNA of Tribolium castaneum (red flour beetle), 3745 nucleotides long. Its product is annotated as polyamine-transporting ATPase 13A3. The record is from RefSeq and is a predicted model, not a curated record. Gene Ontology annotation, cellular component: membrane. Gene Ontology annotation, biological process: polyamine transmembrane transport; intracellular calcium ion homeostasis. NCBI's taxonomy places the organism in Eukaryota, Metazoa, Arthropoda, Insecta, Coleoptera, Tenebrionidae. Gene Ontology annotation, molecular function: ATPase-coupled monoatomic cation transmembrane transporter activity; polyamine transmembrane transporter activity; ATP hydrolysis activity. The coding region runs from base 132 to 3701 and encodes 1189 amino acids. The transcript has 11 exons.